Messenger RNA from Carassius auratus (goldfish), 1480 nucleotides. RefSeq lists its product as uncharacterized. The record is from RefSeq and is a predicted model, not a curated record. NCBI's taxonomy places the organism in Eukaryota, Metazoa, Chordata, Actinopteri, Cypriniformes, Cyprinidae. The transcript has 3 exons. The coding region runs from base 383 to 994 and encodes 203 amino acids.
GAAAAAAAGUGUGUUUAUAGAUUUCAGAGACAGGAGAAGGUAUACAGCGCACACUGUUGUGUUCCGCUAUGUACAUCUUCUGCAAAGUUCAACGGAACUUUAAGUUUUCAGUUUUCCUGCAGAUGUCGACCUUAGAAAAUGGUUGCUUGUGAACAUAAGCCGAGACGAUUUUUGUCCUACCAGCAAUUCUAAGGUUUGCAGUAAACAUUUUAGCAUUGAUCAGUUUAGUGAACCGCAAACACCAGAGGCACGGAGAAAGUUGGUAACUUGCGCUGUGCCAGUGCUCUUUGCCUGGAAUAAUUACACAGUUAAAGCACUGCGGCCCAGUGUGUGGGAGAGGAGAGAGAGGCCUGCUGAAGUGGUAUCCGCUGAACCCGUACCCAUGGAUGUAACAAUGGAUCAUGAUUACUGUAGCAUUCCUGAGCCUUCUUCAUUAGACCUGGCAUGUGCUAAAGUAGACGAACUCUCUAAUGAAGUGGAGGAGCUGAAAAAACAGCUACAUGAGCUACACGUUCAGCGUGAUUUUGGAUUGGAGCGGUUUUUCGGCUCAGAUGAGGACAUCAGAUUUUACACAAGGUUUCCCAGCUACCGUCACCUGAUGUCAUUCUGGUGGCUAAUCGAGCCAUCCAUGCACAAAAUCAUUCGUGUGUCUAUAUCGAAAUCUGCUGCUAGAAAGCAUGAAGAUAUCACACGUGUACUGCCACCAUCAGAGAGACAGCUGCUGCAGCCAAUCGAUGAGUUUUUUCUUUUCCUUAUCUACCUGUCAGUUGGUUUAAAGGAGAGAGACCUGGCACACCGAUUUCAUAUGCAUCCUUCCACAGUGAGCAGAAUAAUUUCGACGUGGACAAACUACCUCUAUACACUGCUGGGAUCAGUGUGUGUGUGGCUUUCAGCAGCUGAUGUGAAAUCUAACCUCCUUGAAGAGUUCACGGAUUUCCCAGACACACAGGUCAUCAUUGACUGCACUGAGAUCAGAUGUCAAAUACUGUCCUAACCACUACUCCAAAGUGAAAUGUACUCAAAUUACAAAUCUCACUGCACAAUGAAAUGCCUCAUUGGAAUAGCUCCUCAUGGACCAGUGACAUUUGUCUCUCAGCUUUAUGCUGGGUCAAUGAGUGACAGGGAGCUCUUUAAACAGUGUGGGAUAACAAAAAGACUGACAGAAGACAUGGCAGUUAUGGUUGAUAAAGGCUUUCUGAUUAGUGACUGUGUCAGUUGCAAAGUGUACUGUCCACCGUUUCUCUCCAGGUUAAAGCAGAUGCCAGCACACCAGGUGAAAGAAACACAGGCAAUAGCAAGACUGCGUGUGCAUGUGGAACGAGUCAUCAGGAGGAUUAAACAAAACAAACUUUUUGAUUGUGUCAUCACACUUUCCCAAAGUGUUAACAUUAAUCAACUUUUUACAGUUGCAUGUCUGUUGUCAAAUUAUCAAAACAAGGCAUUAGUGAAGACAUGGAUCAAAUGAGAUCAACUCUUAUAU